GAUCGACCGUGUUGGCCGACAACUCGACUAAACAACUUCUCGUGACCAUCCAAACCGGUAAACACAUCCCACUGUAUAGGAUUAGAGGGGCACCGACCACGGCAGGAGUAUAUUGGCUUCGAAAAUCCGAACAGUGGAGACUCAGCACAAUCAUCCGAGUCGCCGCAACAGCCGUUGGGUGCUUACAAAAUUCACAGCGGCUUCACUAUUGCUAACACGACAUAGCCACAGGGCGAAGCAAUUAUUCUACAUAGAAAAAUCUAAUAUUAAUCGACGAGAUUAGAGAGAUCUUUGUAGAACAGAAAUAAUAAUAAUAGUAAUAAUAAUGGUCUUGCCACUGACCAACGAACAGCUGAAAGCCAUUCGGGACACUUGCCCGAGAACGCAAUCGGAAAUCGAUCAAGACUUGGCCAUCCUCAGGCACUGGCUGGACAAGCAACACCAUUUGCCAAAAAUCAGCGAUGAAAUGCUAAAAAAAAUUAUGUUUAGUUUAAAGUACCGAAUGGAAAAGAUCAAGACUGUAAUCGACAACUUUUACACCGUAAAAGAAAUAUUCCCUCAGAUCUACACGCAACAAGAUCCAACCACGGAAUCGUACCGUAAACACGUGGACGCGGCGUAUAUGUUUCCAUUGCCGAAACUCACGCCAGAAUUGAACAGAGUGCUGUGUUAUCGAAUGGCUUCGACUGAUGCCAGAGAUCUUGUUUUGGACGAACAACUUAAACGCAACGAAAUGAUGUGGAGUUGGCUGUUCGACUACGAUCCGUUGACUUUGGGUGAUGUUUGGAUUUUCGAUUUAACCCAUAUGGAUACAAUGGCACAUUGGGCACAAUUCAACGUGGCAUUUAUGAAGAAACUCCUUAAAAUUAGCUUGGACGCAAAACCGGUUAGGAUUAAGAGAGUACAUUUUGUGAACAUAUCCUCGGUUGCUGAGACUACACUUAAUUUUGUAAAACAUUUUUUCCCACAAAAAUUCAAGGAUAGGCUUAUAUUUAAUUCCAAAACUGAAGGGUUGUACGAAUAUUAUCCUAUAGAUAUGUUACCAAACGAAUGGGGUGGCAAAGCUGGCAGUAUGGAAUCUUUAAACGAUGAUUUGCACGCGGAAUUUAUUAAGCGUAGCGACUGGUUUGUUGAAAUGGAACACGUCAAAGCUGAUUCUAGCAAACGUGUAUCGCAAAAAAUCGGAGGUGAUCAAACUAUUUUAGGAGUUGAAGGAAAUUUCAAAAAGUUAUGCGUUGAUUAAUAUGUAGUCAGCAAUGUAAAUAAUGAUAUCUAGACAUCUUUUAUUUUUACUACGAUAUUUGUAAUUGGUUGACAACAUUUUAUCUUUGUUGAAGGUUCUUUGGUUUUUGUAUUAUGCGUCGACUUUAGGUUUAAGUAUAAUUUGUGAUAUGUGACACUCAUUUCUACUCUGAUUUUUUUUAAUUAUAAUUAUAAGUGUAUAUACUAUAUACCAAUAAACUUUAGUAUUAAAAUAAUAGUAGUUCAUUUUAAAGAUGUAAGUGAUAGUUCGAGAAUAAAAUAUUUUAAUAUACUUAUUAUACACAUAUUCAAUUACUACGCUUAUUAUUUUUAAAUGGUCACACACAACACUGACCAGUUAAUAAGAGCACAGAAUAUCAAUUAUACUAUCAUGAACGGUAAUAAAUAGUUGUAAUGCGGUUUUCGGCGGUACUACAUUCCUUUUUUAGUUGCAUUUACGACCGGUACAAGAUGUUGUAAAGGAUUAAGUCAAUAGUAUACACAUGUUACUUAGGUGUAUUGUUGUUGCCUAAGCGCUACCCCUCAUAUUGGAAAAAUAUUAAAUGACAGUGUGUUGUAGUAUUUAUAUUUAUAUAAUAAUUUGUAAAUAAAUAGAAGUAUUUCUUAAGGUAAUUGCUAUGGUUACAUCAGACACAUAUCAAACAUGUUAAUAAUAAUUUUGUGUUGGUUAUAGCUGUAAUAGCUUAUAGGCUACUUAAAUAACAACUUUUUUUUAAGAUAAUAAAAUUAUCUAUAGUUAUUUCUUUAGCAAAUAAGAAAAUAUGUUUUGUUAUUCGUAGUUUUUGAUGUUUUUCAGUAAAAUGUAACUGGUGAAUGGUAAUUAG
Messenger RNA from Adelges cooleyi (spruce gall adelgid), 2087 nucleotides. Its product is annotated as alpha-tocopherol transfer protein-like. Gene Ontology annotation, cellular component: membrane. The transcript is spliced from 7 exons. Lineage: Eukaryota; Metazoa; Arthropoda; Insecta; Hemiptera; Adelgidae. Gene Ontology annotation, molecular function: phosphatidylinositol bisphosphate binding. The record is from RefSeq and is a predicted model, not a curated record. The coding region runs from base 326 to 1243 and encodes 305 amino acids.